Galleria mellonella (greater wax moth) is the source of this 1295-nucleotide messenger RNA. Its product is annotated as ester hydrolase C11orf54 homolog. Gene Ontology annotation, molecular function: hydrolase activity, acting on ester bonds; zinc ion binding. Gene Ontology annotation, cellular component: nucleus. The transcript has 8 exons. The coding region runs from base 172 to 1143 and encodes 323 amino acids. Lineage: Eukaryota; Metazoa; Arthropoda; Insecta; Lepidoptera; Pyralidae. The record is from RefSeq and is a predicted model, not a curated record.
CGCCGUGGAGUUCAUUGGCACAAGUUCAUAAGUAAAGUUAAUAUUAUUAAAAUGUUUUGUUUGUUUUUAAAGGCUGUUUUGUCGGAAUAAAUAGUGUUUAAGUUAAUUUUAAACUUGCGCGUUGUUUACGCAUAUUUUAAAUACACUAUCGGGACUAAAUAAAGAAGCAGCAUGGCGACGGUAGAUUUCACGAAAGUGACCAUCAAGGAGAAACCGUUCUACAAACCCGAUUUGAAUGAAGUCGUCGAAGUGCUGUCUCGUGGACUGAAGAAUAACUUCGAGACGGUGAGCGUUUCCGCAGUGGACUGUCCUGAUCUCACAAAAGCACCAUUCAACCUGACAUCACCAGGGCUGAGCGGUGAUGAGAAGCUGAUCGAGCUGGGCGGCCCCCCGUACCUGGUGCCGGUGGUGCAGCGCGACAAGCUGUACGACCUGGUGCAGCUCGCGCGCCACCUGCGCCGCGACCCCGCCCUCCUCAUCGGCGCCGGCGCCGGACCCUGGCCGCACGUCGGGGUCAACUGUGAGGGCAUAAUAAAUUUCACUGUCCGCAAUGGCUCGGUGGCGCAGGGCACGCGCGUGGUGACGGUGGAGCCGGUGGGCGCGGCCAAGGGCCGCAGCGGGUACCUGCAGCGCACGCUGCCCGCCUCCGAGACGCGGGUCGCGCUCAUGGGCAACUACCUGCUCAGCGACGGCAGCCCCGGCAGGGUUAUCAGGGUGGUAGCUAAGAAGAGAACAGGCGAGGCCAACUUUAUUACAUCUAUCAGGGAGACGCUCCAGAAACAUUAUGGGGACAAGGUGGUCGGUCUGGGCGGCGCGUUCGCAGUGCACGAGGGCCGCGUGAAGCACCACGUGAUGCCGGGCUUCUCGAGCACGCCGCUGUGCAGCGACCAGGACGUGGACACCUGGCUGCACUACUUCGACAUGCGCGCGCCCAUCGUGCACCUCGGGACCCUCGUCACCGGCGACCUCGACUUGGACCUGCGCGUGCAGCACUUCCACGGGUACAGCGCGCACGGUGACGGCGGCCACUACCACGGCGACACGACGCCCGACGUGGUGCACUACGAGGGCUACUUCGCGCUCGCCUCCACCGUGCUCAGGAUCGACCCGCCAGCCAACACGCACACGCUCGCACGGGACUAGACACACGCCACGCACGUCACACACCCCACGCACGCACGCUACACGUGUGCAUGGAUAAAUUUGUUCUAAUACAUGAUUAAUUUUUUUUUUUGUAUAUUUUAAGGAACAUUUCCUCGUUAUAUUUUUUAUAAUUACACAAUGUAAAUAUUUAA